AAUAACGUUAAAACAUGUUUAAUGUUGUACAACGUUUAUAUUUGUUUUUAUUAUUUAUAUUAUUAUCGAUAACGAUAAAUUAUUGUCAAAAUCGAAUAAAACGAUUUGCAUACAAUGGAAACGAUCCAUUAGAAUAUAUUCAUCCAUAUAUAUGUGCUUUUAUUCAUAAACAAAAAAUGUUAGCCAAUUGUAUGGGUGUUCUUAUUGGAAAGGAUGGAGAAAUUCUUGUUACAGCAAAUUGUAUAAAUAUAAUUGCAAAGAAUAAAUCAAAUUAUUUUGUAUAUGUUGGACAUACAAGAUGGGGUAAUAAUUAUCGAUCAAUUGAUGAUAAAUUUGUAUAUGAUAUACAUAAAAUUAUUCCACAUUUAUAUGAUGAAACUGGAAUUCAUGAUCCAUUUCAUGAUCUAGCCAUUGUUAAGAUUAGAUCAAAAGAUAAUUUGAUGCCUACUUCACGUGCUUUAUUAUUAUUUAGCAAUAUAAUGGAUGUAAAAUUUUUGAAAAAUUGUCAAUUUAUUGGAUGGUGGGAAAAUAAUAGAAUUAUUUCUAAAAUCGAAACUUCUUUAAAAGAUAAUUAUGAUAUUUGUCUUAAAUCGUUUAAGGGAUUUGAAGAAAAAAAUAUUUAUUGUUUAGAUGUAUUUAUUGAUUGUCAACAAUUUUAUGGAGAUUUUUAUGGUUCAUUAUUCUGUGUGUUAAAUGUUGAUUCAAGUGAAAUGAACUUUUUAUUAUCGAUGGCUAAAUUUGUUAUUGAAAAAUGUGAAAAACCAUCUGAAUCUGUAAACAACGUUUAUGUAGCAGUAAGAUUAUCAGUUUUUAAAGAAUGGAUUGAACAACGAAUUGAAAUAUUAGAUUUUAAUUUGCCACCUAUGGUAUCAACAUUUCCAACUGAAAAAACAACAACUUCCAAAAAUCAAAGAAAUAAAUCAGUAAUCGAUUUUGGUUUUUGGGAUUUUCGAAUUUCGAUUGAUUUUUCAUUAGAUAAUCUCAAUAUAUUACCAUGUUCCAUAUUUUUUCUACUUAUGUUUAUAGCAUUAUUGUUUUUUUCAUUUAUUGAAUGUGCAUAUCUUUAAUAUUUUUCCAAAAAAAAAACAUUGAAAAAAUAAUAAUAAAAUAAAAUUCUUUUCAUUUCAAUCUUAGGUAAUUGAAAAAAAUAAAAUAGUUAUAAUGACAUGAUGAAUGUUUGGAAUAAAUUUAAA
This is a messenger RNA of Dermatophagoides pteronyssinus (European house dust mite), 1193 nucleotides long. RefSeq lists its product as uncharacterized. Gene Ontology annotation, biological process: proteolysis. Gene Ontology annotation, molecular function: serine-type endopeptidase activity. Lineage: Eukaryota; Metazoa; Arthropoda; Arachnida; Sarcoptiformes; Pyroglyphidae. The record is from RefSeq and is a predicted model, not a curated record.